AUGUAUCUGUCCUUUAGUUUUUUAGUUAUCUUGGAGGACUCCAACUUAAAAAAAGUGCCCAAGGGCAAAGUGAAGCUUCUAAUAAACUAUGACGAAGCUACAAAUGAAUAUAUGUUUUUGAGCAAGCAAAGCAUAUUAAAAUAAUCCGUGAUUAGAUUUGUCUUUAGAGCAGUUUAAUGAACUUCAAAAGUCAGUGAAAGCUGCCCAAACGGCAUUAUCAAAGUCGCGUGGUUAA
This is a messenger RNA of Spirometra erinaceieuropaei, 235 nucleotides long. NCBI's taxonomy places the organism in Eukaryota, Metazoa, Platyhelminthes, Cestoda, Diphyllobothriidea, Diphyllobothriidae. The record is from the annotation of a GenBank genome assembly.